Messenger RNA from Myiozetetes cayanensis, 1491 nucleotides. RefSeq names its product translation initiation factor IF-2-like. The record is from RefSeq and is a predicted model, not a curated record. Lineage: Eukaryota; Metazoa; Chordata; Aves; Passeriformes; Tyrannidae. The transcript has 7 exons. The coding region runs from base 1 to 819 and encodes 272 amino acids.
AUGGAAUGCUGCCCUGCAGUACCGGCCGUGUCCGCCAGGCGGCGCCAGGCGGAGCGGCGGCGCAGAGGGGCGCUGCGGGCCGGGGUCCCAGGCCCGUCCGGAGACAGCGCUGUGGGGAGCGGCUCUGACUGGGAACCGAACCACACGGAGAGUCUGACAGUGCGGAAAAACCCCGGAGAGCAGCCGCUCCGGAGGGGCACCCAGCCCCUGGCAGGGGCCACGCUGGGCUCGUUUCUGCUGCGCUGCGUGGGAAGCUGUGCCUGUCGGAGCCACGGGGACCUGCCUGGAGCCGUGCAGGGGACAGGGACGAUCCCUGAUGGAGACAAGAAGCCAGAUCCCCGCCCCGCGGCCGCAGGUGCCGCGCAGGGCCCGCCCCGGCCCGGCCCCGCCCCGCGGCCCUUUUCCCGAGCGCCAGUGGGGCCCCGGCGGGAGCUUUGGUGUGCCGGGUCCGGGAGGAGCAGGUUGAGCUCCGCGGGAACUGCCCGGGGGCUGCCGGCCAGAGCCCCCCGAGGAUGGGGCUCCCCCCGAGCACGGGGCAACCGCAGCCACCUGCGGGUCAGCCAGCGGAAAGGUUUCCCGGUUGUUGCAGUCUCCAAACUCGCCGUGCCUCGUUCCCGGCAGCCCUGCCCGGGCCAGCCCGGCUCAGCACAGCAGCGGGAGAGGACGAGCCCGGCCAGGACACAGCAGAGCCCCGGGAGAGAUGCACAGGAGAUGCCGCUGCUCCCACCUGCCCCGGGAGAUCUGGGGGGCCCCUCCUGCCGCCUGCUCUUGGAACGGCUCCGGGAGAGACCUCCACGCAGAGAGGGGCACGUGCUGUGACCUGAAUCCCUGAGGGAAGAGGCUGUGCUCCCUGCUGCUCCCAGCUCCUGAACAGGGACAGCCCUGCCUGCGCCUGCCGGGAGUCCAGAGCGCAGCAAUCGCAGCUCCAGCCACCAGAUCUCCCUGCCAGCAGUCCCUCCUUCCUGCUGCAGCUGCAGGUGAUGCCCCAGUCAGCUUCUUCAGGCUCCAGCUGUGGCUGUGCAGUGCUCCAGGUGCUUCCAGGCUGCUCCAGUUGGUUCCAGCUAUGGCUCUGAGAUGCUCCAGUUUGUUCCAGCUCUGCCUCCGAGACGCUCCAGUUCAUUCCAGCUCUAGGUCCUAGGUGCUCCAGUUGAUGGCUGCUCCCAUUUGUUCGAGCUCUGGCUCCGAGAUGCUCCAGUUGGUUCCAGCUCUGGCUCCAAGAUGCUCCAGUGGAUUCCAGCUCUGGCUCUGAGAUGCUCCAGUGGAUUCCAGCUCUGGCUCCGAGAUGCUCCAGUGGAUUCCAGCUCUGGCUUAUUAAAUGUUGCUUCUUGUUGCAAGCCAGUUAAAGCUCCAGGUGCUUGGAGCGAUUUGGGCUUCUGGCCAAGUUGUAAAUCACUCACUGUCAUCGAGUGUAUAUGAAUAUGAGCUGUCAUAAUUGUCUCAAUAUUGUAGCUAUUCCGGUGUUUGUACAAAUAAAGAGUUGGACUGGAAAAA